Aethina tumida (small hive beetle) is the source of this 2458-nucleotide messenger RNA. Its product is annotated as prestin-like. The record is from RefSeq and is a predicted model, not a curated record. Gene Ontology annotation, cellular component: membrane. Gene Ontology annotation, biological process: transmembrane transport. Gene Ontology annotation, molecular function: chloride transmembrane transporter activity; oxalate transmembrane transporter activity; bicarbonate transmembrane transporter activity. The coding region runs from base 220 to 2262 and encodes 680 amino acids. Lineage: Eukaryota; Metazoa; Arthropoda; Insecta; Coleoptera; Nitidulidae. The transcript is spliced from 11 exons.
CCGUUGUUUGUUUUCACCGAUCCUUUAAAAAUCAGAAAUCACGCGAUAAUCAUGUUAACCUUCGCGAUAAUUCACUCGCCUUCAAAGAAACCGUAUCAUCGUCGUCUUGCCAUUAAAUGAAUGCGGAUUAUCUUUACAAUCGUCGCUUUAAAAACGUGUAUAUAUAACGAUUUAUUAAUCUUAAUUUAGUCUACGUUCAUAAUCAGGUGACCACGAAUUAUGGGUGUUAAGGCGAAGGAGGACCUGGAGAGACAAUGGAACGGGAACGCCAACGGGUACGACUCUCUGCAGAUAAAGCGUCCGGUGUACCAGAUAGAGGAGCUGCAUCGCGACACCCAGUAUGAGAAGCCUCGAAAGUCAUUCAGGACGUCGUGCAAGAACGCCUUCGAAUCAGUGAGUUGUACGUCAUGCCUUCUAAACACAGUACCAAUCCUGAAAUGGCUGCCGGAGUACAGUUGGAAGAACAGCUUCGUCUCCGACAUAAUAAGUGGCAUAACCGUGGCCAUAAUGCACAUACCUCAGGGCAUGGCCUACGGCCUACUAGGAGGGGUACCACCAGUGGUGGGCAUCUACAUGGCCUUCUUCCCGGUGCUGGUGUACACAAUAUUCGGCACCUCACGCCACGUGUCCAUGGGCACGUUCGCCAUCGUCUGCCUCAUGACCGGGAAGGUGGUGAGCCAGUACACCACCAUAGAGCACCAACAGAACGGUACCAUAGCCAGGCUGACGCAACUUGACGAGCUGCACACUACCGACUACAACAACAUCCAAGUGGCCUCCACAGUGACCUUCGUCGUCGCCAUGAUACAAUUGGUCAUGUAUGUGAUGCGAUUGGGGCUGGUGUCCACUUUGUUGUCGGCCACUUUGGUGGACGGUUUCACCACUGCUGCUGCCUUCCACGUCGCCUCCUCGCAGCUGAAGGACAUGUUCGGCAUCCCCAUACCAAAACGGAGAGGUAACUUCAGCUUCAUCAUGACAAUUUACGACGCAGUUCUGGCCCUACCCAAAGCCAACCCGUCUGCCUGUUUGGUGUCGUUCAUAACCUCCAGCUGCUUGAUCCUAAACAAUGAAGUCUUGAAAGGGUGGUUGGCGAAAAAGACCAGAAUACCAUUCCCGAUUGAAUUGGCAGCCGUCGUGUUGGGCACAACCGCCAGUUACUUACUGAGCUUUGAAACCAAUUACAACAUAUCAGUUGUAGGUCACAUUCCCACAGGCUUCCCGAAUCCCCAACUGCCAGCUUUUGACCUAAUCCCCAACAUACUGUUGGACUGUUUCGUCAUCACCAUGGUGUCGUAUACCGUCACCAUGUCCAUGGCCUUGACGUUCUCCAGGAAGCUGAUGUACGAAGUCGACUCCAACCAGGAACUUUUGGCCCUGGGUCUGAGCAACUCAGUGGGGUCGUUUUUCUCUUGUAUGCCCAUUACCGCCUCUCUCUCAAGGUCCAUGAUCCAGCAAACUGUUGGUGGUGUCACUCAGAUCGCCUCGGUGGUCUCCUGCUCCAUCCUUCUGUGCAUCCUGUUGUGGAUUGGGCCCUUUUUCGAACUGUUGCCACGCUGCGUACUGACGUCCAUAAUCAUCGUGUCACUCAAAGGAAUACUGUUUAAAAUAACGAUGAUAAAAAAGUACUGGCGGCUGAGCAAGUGGGACGCCCUAGUUUGGAUUGUGACCUUCGGUACCACCCUAAUCCUGCAAAUUAGCUACGGCUUAGCGGCCGGAAUAGUUGUGUCCCUGCUGAGCAUAUUCAUCCAAGGUUACACCCCUUACUCCUGUCUCCUGGGAGUCAUACCCGACACCGACCUGUAUCUGGACAUAAAACGCUACAAAACCGCGGUCGAAAUCGAGGGAGUGAAGAUCUUCCACUUCUCCGGCGGCCUCAACUUCGCCUCCAGGGCCGUUUUCAAGGAGGUGCUGAAUAGGAAGAUAGGCUUCGACGCCCAGGAGGUGCUGCGCAAGCGUUCCAAGUUGCGGGGGCACGGUUUGGAAGACGACGACGAUCUGCUCACCAAGUACAUCAUAUUGGACUUCUCGGCUAUUUCCUACGUGGAUCCGUCGGGUGUUGAGUUUCUGCGACAGCUCAAAAGCGACUACGGGAAGUUGGGGGUGGAAAUGUUUAUUGUCGGGUGCUCAGGACCUGUCUACGAGGUGAUCAAGAGGUGCGACAGGAUGGAGAAGGUGGAGAGUGGCUUCGUUAUCUUCCCGACGAUACACGAUGCAGUUUUAUAUGCUAGUACUGCUAGUACUAUAAAUGGAAAAGACAGAUGAUAUUGAUUUACUUCCAUUUAGGAUAAGGAAUUUGUUAUGUACAGAUGUAAAUAGGUCUAUAAAACAACAAUAGGAAUGUUUAAUUAAGUAUUUUGUGAAUUAGUUCACACGAUGUGAUAUGAUUGAAUUUAUUUUGGGUACUAAAUAUUUUUACAUACAACGUACUUAAUUUUAUUAAAUUGUUGAUUGACUGUGA